AAUCAUGCAAUUUCUCAACAGAGAUUUUUUUUUUCAAAUGUCUGAAUCCUCACCAUAGUGUAUCUGUUCUAUAAAUUGCUCUAUAGCAGAAGCAGGGGAAAAUAGAAAAAUUAACUUUCCAAUGAUUCCAAAAGGAAAAGAAAUUUGUGAAUUUUGCUGUGCUCGCUGGAGCUUCAGUCUCUAGCUACAUAGUCAGUGGUCUGAUCUCACAUUUGAUCGGAGAUCGAGAUCAUCAUCAGAAACAAAAGGUGAUCGGAGAGAAAAUGGGAAGGGCUCCAUGUUGCUCCAAGGUAGGGUUGCAUAGAGGACCUUGGACUCCUAGAGAAGACACAUUGCUUACAAAGUAUAUUCAAGCUCGUGGAGAAGGCAACUGGAGGUCUUUGCCUAAAAAAGCUGGUCUCCUCAGAUGUGGAAAGAGCUGUAGGCUAAGAUGGAUGAAUUAUCUACGGCCAGAUAUUAAGAGAGGGAACAUCACUCCUGAUGAGGAUGAUCUUAUAAUCAGAAUGCAUUCCCUGCUUGGAAACCGAUGGUCUCUCAUCGCUGGAAGGCUUCCAGGUCGAACUGAUAAUGAGAUCAAGAAUUAUUGGAACACUCAUCUUAGUAAGAAACUUAGAAGCCAAGGAACUGAUCCUAAUACUCAUAAAAAAUUGGCAGAGCCAGUUCAACAGCAAGGAAAAAAGAGGAAAAAUAACAAGAGCAACUGCAACAACAAGAAACGCAAGAAAAAUAAAGCCAAAGUAGAACCAGAAAAGCCCAAGAUCCAUCUCCCCAAGCCUGUUAGGUUUUCUUCUUUAUUUUUGCCAAGAAAUGACAGUUUUGAGGGCAAUACUAGUCUGUCUUCAUGCCAAGGAGGAGAGGUUGGUUUAAGUGCAGAAGCUGUCGUAGACAAUCCUUGGUGUAAUUUGAAGGAUGAUGAUGAUGGGAUUAGCUUUCUUGUUGAUCAUGACAUUGUUAACAGCACAGAUCUUGAAUGCCAGACUCUUGUACCGACAGCAAACAACAACCUAGAGAAGCUUUAUGAAGAGUAUCUGCAGCUCCUGAAGACGGAUGAUGAACAAGGACAAUUAGACUACUCUUUUGCCGAAUCAUUGUAGCUAUGAGAGUGUCACGCAUGCCUAGCUAGUUCAUAAGACUUUGAAAGUGUCGGAUGUGCCUAGAGCUUUUCUUUCAUUUUUUUUUUCUCUGAUCUCUUGUAAAUAAGACUGCUUUCGCUGUUUAAAUUCCUCUCUUGCCGCUCUCA
This is a messenger RNA of Hevea brasiliensis (rubber tree), 1240 nucleotides long. RefSeq names its product myb-related protein 308. The transcript has 2 exons. The coding region runs from base 264 to 1094 and encodes 276 amino acids. Lineage: Eukaryota; Viridiplantae; Streptophyta; Magnoliopsida; Malpighiales; Euphorbiaceae. The record is from RefSeq and is a predicted model, not a curated record.